Messenger RNA from Batrachochytrium dendrobatidis JAM81, 615 nucleotides. RefSeq lists its product as uncharacterized. NCBI's taxonomy places the organism in Eukaryota, Fungi, Chytridiomycota, Chytridiomycetes, Rhizophydiales. The record is from RefSeq and is a predicted model, not a curated record. The coding region runs from base 1 to 615 and encodes 204 amino acids. The transcript has 4 exons.
AUGGUGGAAAAAAGAUUAGAACGAACUAUAAGGCUGUUAGAACUGGAUAUCAAGCAGGCAGCCAAAACGUGGGAGCGACUUUCGAGCGAAGGUUUGGAGCAUCUAACUACAAUUGGAAAUAUGAUGUUAACCAAGAAACAGAAACUCUCUGCGGUAGAUAUUGAGGUAUUUAUUUCAAAACUAGAGCUGAAUACCGAGUCAGAUUGGAUCGAUUCUUCAAAACAGCAUCUGGUUUUUAAUAUCCUAGACCAAAUGAAUGCAAUAAUCAAAUCGAUGCAAACUUAUAUAUCUAAAAUGGACGAGGCUUUGCAGCAUGCUCGUCCCUGGCUGUCCACCGCUCCUCCAAAAGCUAGUCUAUCAAAAACACUUUCCGGUGCACUGCAUUCCGAUGUAGCUGAUCUAAACUCUGGUUUGGAAAUAUUGGAAUCACUUGAUGACUCGGAGCUGCCAAACUAUGUCUUGUUUAAAGUUGCUGUUCAAAGAAAACUUGUAGAAAAGUAUAUCAUGGAAUUUUCACUAAAACGGCAUAUUGCUGCAGCCAUCCUAGACGGUACCACUACUCGAGAUGCCACGAUGAUGAGUUUGUCGCUUUGGCUACAUGAGCCAUAUCUCUAA